Molecule: messenger RNA, 722 nt
Organism: Ambispora leptoticha
Lineage: Eukaryota; Fungi; Glomeromycota; Glomeromycetes; Archaeosporales; Ambisporaceae
Source: the annotation of a GenBank genome assembly
GCAUAAUCGGCAAGAUGGUGGAAGAUGGAAAUUUAUCUUAUUUAAAAGACAACUCACUCGAAGUAAUAGGCCGUUUAGUUCUUUACGGUAUCAUUGUGUUUACCCACAUUGCCUUAGGGCAAUACCUAGAAGAAUUAUACAGUUCUUAUUUACGAAAAAAACUAACCCAAGAAUAUUUGCGGGCCAACUUUUCCCAAACUCAAAAAACUAAGUUCAUUUUGAGUAAUUAUGAAAGUGAUGCAGUUGUCGUCGGAAAUCAAGCGGCUCGAAUUUUUAAUCGUUGUUUUUAUGCGGCUGCUUCAAUAAUUUUUCUGUUUUGGAAACUUGGGAAGAAUGAAAAACAAAAAGGACUUAUCCCAUUGGUUUUCCUUGCUCUUCUUUUUCUUGCUGUAAUAGCAACUUUGCUUUACCAAUUAACUUAUCACUACCGCAAAAGAAGAAAUCGGGUUGUUUACCAAGAAAAUAAACAAUUUGAAGAGAUAAAAAAUAAUCUUGAAUACAUUAAAAUUACCGGUGCCGAAGCAAUUGAAAUCCGGAAAAACAAAAAGUCAAUGAAAGAUACUGCUAAAAAUCUUUUUCCGUUGGCUCUCUCCAAAUCUCUUUAUGGCACCAUUCCUAAUUAUAUUCUCCUAGAUUAUAUGCCAGUUGUUCUUUUACUUUGCCUUGGGAAAGGAAUUUGGGCGGCUUUAUACAUUCCAUUAAAAGAAUUAUUUAGUCAGUGA